AGUGGUAUAAGUUUUAAAGAAUUUAGUAAUAAUAUCUCGUCUCUUUUUUUCCCCACUACAGUACGUAAUUAAGUAUAGAGAGAUUCCUUCGAGAUUUGUAAGGAAUAAACUAGUGAACCACACAUUUUCCUUUACAAAUGGCAAAGCUCUUAGAAAGACAUUAUCAAUCAUUGUAAGUAUUGUGAUACUGUACUUAUCAUUUUUUCAUGUAAGAAAUGUUAAAGGGAUUUACAUUUUUUUCCCUCGUGAUUGUUAUAUACUUGUUGAACUAAUUUUACAUGAGUUAAAUGCAUGUGAUACAAGUAAAAGAAGUGUGGUUAAAGUUAAACCAAAACUGAUGGAAAGAUGACUAGUUAUGCGGUGCGUUAGAGAAAGUUUCAUGGACGAAAUGGAAACUUUUGGGUUUUGAUAUAAAAAAAUGCAAGGAUAAAAGCAAUAGCUGAUUGUCUUUCCUUUGGAGUGUAAGUUUUCACAAGCGACUAAAACCAAGUUUCCCUUCUUAUUAGCUACAGAACUUUUGUGUGGAUUGUAUUUUUUAUCCUGUGUGAUUUGUAUUAAACUCGAUUAGAUAAUGCGUUUUCAUCCGUUCAUAUGUUCAAAAUUCACUGUUCUCGCAAGAAAAUUCAAUUUAGAAAUUAGAAAUUUUAUUAAACUCGAUCAUUACUUUCGACCUUAAAAUUAAUGAAAAAGAAUAAUCAAAGAUUCUUUUAUUUUCCGUCACCGGCUGUUAGUUUAGCACAUUCAGACAACAAAAAAAAACCAAACAAAACUCAAACUUAGCAUCUUACCAGAACAAAGAAGUCGCAGUUGAUUUAUGUACGGCUAAGGCUGCUGAUGAUGACGACCUGAUACAAACAUUUCACAGAAAAGAAGUUUCGAUCUUUUUUUACGAGAAUUUGUUUUCAUCGUCUUGAUCGUGAGACCCGCACAAAAUCUUCGCUCGGUCUCUAUCAUCUGUUCUCAACUUCAGAGUCCACACACAGAGAGCUCGAAACUUUAGGAUUUUGAUUGAAAGAGCAAUCUCGCAAAUGGCAAAUAACAAACAAGUCUCAGAGAGGAUUCAUGUCCUCUUCUUCCCCUUUAUGGCUCAUGGCCACAUGAUUCCAGUUCUAGACAUGGUCAAGCUUUUCUCGAGCAGAGGAGCCAAAUCAACCAUUCUCACCACACCAAGCAACUCCAAGAUUUUGGAGAAAACCAUUGAAGCAUUCAAGAAUCACAACACUGAUCUAGAAAUCGGGAUCAAGAUCUUUGAUUUCCCUUGUGUAGAUCUGGGAUUACCUCAAGGGUGCGACCACGUUGACUUUAUCAGCUCGUACAAAAAACCUGGGGCGGGUGACUUGUUGUUAAAGCUUUUUCUCUCUACCAAGUAUAUGAAACAGCAACUGGAGAGUUUUAUCGAAACAACCAAACCGAGUUGUCUUGUGGCCGAUAUGUUCUUCCCUUGGUCUACCGAAUCCGCAGAGAAGUUUGGUGUCCCAAGACUUGUGUUCCACGGAACAUCCUUCUUUUCCUUGUGUUGUUUUUAUAACAUGAAUACUCAUAAGCCACAUGAGAAAGUCGCUACGAGUUCUACACCUUUCGUAAUCCCUGGUCUCCCAGGGGGCAUAGUAAUGACAGCAGAGCAAGCCAAUGUCGCCGCCGACGAUGAAACUCCAAUGGGAAAGAUUAUGAAAGAGAUUGGAGAAUCAGAGUCAACUAGCUUCGGUGUUUUGGUGAAUAGCUUUUACGAGUUGGAAUCGGCUUAUGCUGAUUUUUACUCUAAGAAUGUGGCUAAAAGAGCUUGGCACAUUGGUCCGCUUUCGCUGUGCAAUAGAAGAGGACAAAAGACGAACAACAUUCAUGAGGAGGAGGAAUGCCUCAAAUGGCUAGAGUCUAAGACACCUGGUUCUGUAAUUUACGUUUCGUUUGGCAGCGGAAAUAACUUCACCAACGAGCAGAUGCUUGAGAUCGCUGCCGGUCUUGAAGGCUCUGGACAAAGUUUCGUCUGGGUGGUUGGUAAAAAUAAUGAAAACCAAGGUGAAAAAGAAGAGUGGUUGCCUGAAGGAUAUGAGGAAAGGAUGAAAGGGAAAGGGCUGAUAAUACGCGGAUGGGCCCCACAAGUGCUUAUACUUGAUCACAAAGCAGUUGGAGGGUUUUUGACGCAUUGCGGAUGGAACUCGGCUAUAGAAGGCAUUGCUGCGGGGCUGCCAAUGGUGACGUGGCCCAAAGGAGCAGAACAGUUCUACAACGAGAAGCUACUGACAAAAGUGUUGGGAAUAGGAGUGAAUGUAGGAGCUACAGAGUUGGUGAAAAAAGGAAGGUUGAUUAGUAGAGAAGAAGUAGACAAGGCUGUAAGGGAAGUGAUGAUGUCUGGAGAAGAGGCAGAGGAAAGGCGGAUACGAGCUAAGAAACUAGGCGAGAUGGCCAAAGUCGCUGUUGGGGAAGGAGGGUCUUCUUAUGGUGAUUUGAACAGGCUCAUGGAAGAGCUUAACAGUAGAAAGUAGAAGGAAGACAAAACAUGCUUUAUUUAUUAUGUUGUGUGAUAAUCUUCGUCAUUUGAUUACUUUCUUUUGAAGUUUCCACUUAGACUUUGUGAUCUUGUUUGUGAAAUUGUGAUAGUUCUGAUCCCAGAGUGAUGAGAAUUAUGGUGUUUGAUCUUUACUUGUUCUGUUUGGGAACUAAGAAGUUGUGUAAUGAUGUCUCAACCUGUUUGUAUU
Molecule: messenger RNA, 2696 nt
Organism: Brassica rapa (field mustard)
Lineage: Eukaryota; Viridiplantae; Streptophyta; Magnoliopsida; Brassicales; Brassicaceae
Product: UDP-glycosyltransferase 73B5
Molecular function (GO): UDP-glucosyltransferase activity
Source: RefSeq, a predicted model, not a curated record